UAGUUUAAGAGCAAAGCGAAUCGUCGUCUAACAAAUUCACAACGCACGCGAAUUUCCCGAAACACAAUCUGAAUCGACAAAAAGGCAGCUAGAAAAAGCUUCUAGCCUAAUGCAAAAAUUAUACAAAUCGUGCGCCUACAAUUGUUAUAGCAUAAAGUGUACAACAACUAAAUUGUAAACAAAAACGAAAAAGAAAAAGAAAAACUAAACAAAAGUAAAAGAGCCAAAAAUAAAAGCCAAGACGACGCAACGAAACGAAUACGUCAAAAGACAAAGUUUUUGGAGCAGCAAAUUUGAUUUGUUGUUACGUUAAUUUUGGUUGAACUUCUGCCCCCGCACGUAUUCGGCCAUUCAGUUGGCCGAUAUCAAACGACCUUCAAAACGUUUUGCGUCGAGGCAAUACGCACCAUGGGCUGCGCACAGUCUGCCGAGGAGCGAGCCGCAGCCGCCCGGAGUCGCCUGAUCGAGCGUAAUCUCAAAGAGGAUGGCAUACAGGCGGCCAAGGAGAUAAAGCUGCUCCUGCUGGGCGCCGGUGAAUCGGGCAAAAGCACAAUAGUCAAACAAAUGAAAAUCAUUCACGAGAGCGGGUUCACUGCGGAGGACUUUAAACAAUAUCGACCGGUUGUCUACAGCAACACAAUACAAUCAUUAGUUGCCAUACUGCGAGCCAUGCCAAAUCUUAGUAUUCAGUAUAGCAAUAACGAACGGGAGGUAACGAUGCAAAAAAUGGUAUUCGAUGUGUGCCAGCGAAUGCAUGACACCGAACCCUUCUCAGAGGAGCUGCUGGCCGCCAUGAAACGCCUUUGGCUCGAUGCCGGCGUUCAGGAAUGCUUCUCGCGCAGCAACGAAUAUCAAUUGAAUGAUUCCGCUAAAUAUUUCCUGGAUGAUUUGGAUCGGUUAGGCGCCAAGGAUUACCAGCCAACCGAGCAGGAUAUCUUGCGCACUCGAGUCAAGACCACCGGUAUUGUCGAGGUGCAUUUCUCCUUCAAAAAUCUCAACUUCAAAUUGUUUGAUGUGGGUGGCCAGCGAUCUGAGCGUAAGAAAUGGAUACAUUGCUUUGAGGAUGUAACAGCGAUUAUUUUCUGCGUGGCCAUGUCUGAGUACGAUCAGGUCUUGCAUGAAGACGAAACUACGAACCGCAUGCAAGAGUCGCUGAAGCUGUUUGAUUCCAUUUGCAACAACAAAUGGUUCACGGAUACCUCGAUUAUAUUGUUCCUGAACAAAAAGGAUUUGUUCGAGGAGAAGAUACGCAAGAGUCCGCUGACAAUUUGCUUUCCCGAAUACACAGGUGGCCAGGAGUAUGGCGAGGCGGCUGCCUACAUUCAGGCUCAAUUUGAAGCGAAAAACAAAUCAACCUCGAAAGAAAUCUACUGCCACAUGACGUGCGCCACAGAUACCAACAACAUACAGUUUGUAUUCGAUGCUGUCACCGAUGUCAUCAUAGCAAACAAUCUGCGCGGCUGUGGCCUGUACUAAGCGGUUGGCGAUUGGCGGUUUAGCGGCGCAAAACGGGGACCGUUACGGUAUUAAAAACAAAAGAAAACAAAACAAAAAUAAGUAAAAAAAAAAAUUAUAUAUAUAUAUAUAAAAAAAAGAAACUACAACAAAAAACAAACAGCGCGGGAGCACAACAACCCACCAGCAUUGAUCAAAAACAAACAAAGCAAAUGAUGAUAGAACCAACCAACACAAAACAACAACAACACAAACAAACAAACACACUCACACACAAGAAAAGCAAAAGCAAAGCCCAAAGAACUUUUAUUUGUAUCUGUAUGGAAAGGAGAAAUUGCGCUUGAAAAGAAAUGUGUCUAGAAUCUGAAGGAAUUCGUUUUGAGAAGGCAGCUGAUAAAAAUACUAGAUGUGAAAUGUGAAAAAGUGAAAGUGAAAUCGCAGUCGCAAUCGCAAUCGCACAUAUUGAAAAGCAUUUCCUAUAUUUGCAUUACAUUUGCAUCAUGCAAGCAAACAUACAUGUAUGACAUGAAACGCACAACAUACACACACACAAAAACAAACACACAUAAAACACACACACAGUCAAGAACAGACACAUUGAAACGCAAGCAUUAAUGCAUAAUAUGUAGUUGUUGUUUGGUCUGAAUAAUUUUAUAGAAUUUCAUAAUUUAUGUGUAGUUUAGUUUCUCGUGUAUUUAUUAAAAAACCAAAACAAACAAAACACUAAAAAACAAAAAAGGAAAAACGAAUAAGAAAACGAACCCCAAAGUAAACAAAAAAAAAUGAAAACAAAUUAAAAAUCGAAUGAAAUGAAAUUAUAAUGAGAUGAGAUGAGAUGAGAUAAUUAAUGAGAACAAAGUAUAUAUGCAUACUUAUAGAAGGCAUAUUUACCGCAUAUAUAAGUAUAUAAAUAUUAUAUUAUAUAAAUAUAUUAAAUGUUUCCUGUUGCAAUCUCUUUGAAAUUAUUCAUGCCAUCAACGCUGCAUUUCUCAUGCUUGUUUAGGCUUAAGUUCAAAGUUUACAAACUCUGCGCAAAUUACAUUCAAAUCAAACAAUCCAAAACAAGAACAACAACCACAACAACAAUACAUCCCCUGGGCAAAUGAAAUUAGCAGAAAGCAAACGUAAAAAUUAUAAAAAUGCAAAGAAAAGAAAUUGAAAAAGAAAACAAAACAAAUUAACAUUUAAUGCAUAACGUAAUGAUAAUGCAAAUGAACAAACCAAAAACAAACAAAAUGAUGAUUACGAAACAAAAACGUAAACGCUCUAAUUAUUAAGGCCUAAUUUAAUUGAUAAACAAAAACACAAAGUAAACCGGUCUAUAAAUGAAGAGGAGAAAACAAAAGCAAGCAACUCUCUUAACUAUUUGUAUUUACUACAACAACAAAACAAACAAAAAAAAAUGAAAUGAAAAUUUGCAAAUUUGAAAUUGCUAAUUUUUAAAUCAGCCAGCCAUAAUUCGAUUCGAUUCGAUACGAUUAUCGAUCGAUCGAUGUAAAUUGUAAUUUGUUGAAUUUGCGUGUGUAUAGAAGGAUAUAGAGAAAAGAGCGCCAGCUGAUUGUGCGAUACGAUGAUGAAGCUACAAAUUGCACACAACCAACACCAAACACCAUAAAAACAACAACAACAACAACAACAUCACGCACAAAACAAACGCAUAAAAACAUCAACACACACGCACAAACAUACACUCGACACGACACGAACACACACAAACUAACUAUAAUUUUUUGUACACUAAUUUAUUGUAAUUACUAUAAUUUCGUUGCAUUUAUAAAGCCACAUACGAAUGUAGUUUGAAUCCAAGAACAACAAUUCAAAAAAGAAAUCGAACAAGAGAACCUAAAACAAACAAUCUCGCAAUAGCAAAAACAACUGAACAGAUAAAUCUCAGCAUAGAUUGAAACAAAGAUACAAACAACAAAAAACAAAAAAGAGAGAAAACAGUUCAUUGUAAAACACAACAUUGUAUGUAAUAUUUAUAAAAAGCAUAUACUAUACACUAUAUACUAUAUACGAGUAUACAUAAAAAUAAUAAGAAUAAUAAUAAUAAUAAUAUUAAUAAUGAUAAUAAUAAUAAUAUUAAUUGUAACAUUUAUUGUAUUUAGUGAAUGGCAUUUAACACUGUGCGUUGCAGCUGUUAAUUUUGUUUAGACUUAUUUAUACUUAUGUAUUUAUGUGUAUGUAUGAGUAUGCUUAUGCAUUUCUUUACUGUGUAUCUAUUGAUUGUGCAUUUUGAUUUUACACAAUGAUAAUGGAAUUUAUAAUUGUUAUUUUAUAGUAUUUUUGUAUAUUAUACAACUCCGCUCUCUCUCUCUCUGUCUCUUUCUCGUUCCGCCGCAUCUACUAUGAUUACUGCAACUUUUUCUUGUCUUCUCCCACACUGCAAUCCCUUAUUUUGCUCCCCGCUCCACACUUAUGUUUUAUAGUUUUUAAGCUUUAUUUAUGUAAACACAUGCAACACACAACUUAAACACAAACAAAAA
This is a messenger RNA of Drosophila sulfurigaster albostrigata, 3941 nucleotides long. RefSeq names its product G protein alpha o subunit (gene Galphao). The transcript is spliced from 8 exons. The record is from RefSeq and is a predicted model, not a curated record. The coding region runs from base 409 to 1476 and encodes 355 amino acids. Gene Ontology annotation, biological process: adenylate cyclase-modulating G protein-coupled receptor signaling pathway. Lineage: Eukaryota; Metazoa; Arthropoda; Insecta; Diptera; Drosophilidae. Gene Ontology annotation, cellular component: heterotrimeric G-protein complex. Gene Ontology annotation, molecular function: GTPase activity; GTP binding; G protein-coupled receptor binding.